GAGUUCGUUUAAAAUCUUCAGUCUGGGAUUGAAACCUUUAUUCCUUCUCUGAUUCACAUUUGCUCACCCGAAGAAGACCCCCCGCUCAACCAACCCAGCCCGGGUUCGGCCCGACUCAACGCCCAGCUCGUUUGACGCCCGCUAUGGUCUACAACCCGACUGUCAGUGUCUUUUCACGAACUGGACGCCUCAACGAUUGACAAUUAAUGAAUAAACAACCGGCAUCUCAUCCAUAUAAGACAGUAAAAAUUAUGGGUGUGACAUAUGAAGAGAAACAAAAAGAAGGCGACGAGGAUCCAUUCCUUCCAACUCUGGAUGAUGUUGUGAUUCGCGUACUCGACUUAACAUUUCCAGUCCUUUUGGGAAGAGUUCAGAUAAUUGGUCCAAGUGGAAGGUCUGACUAUGUUAGUCCGAAAGGUAAGGUGUUCUUCCCUAUAACAGGUGACAUUCUAAGACGUGAUGGCCGUUUUAUUGGAAUAUACGAGAAUUACGUUGGAUUUCACCCGAUUCAUCCAAUAAGUGAAUCAAAAUAUCCGAGACAUGUGUUGAGGAACGUAGUAAUUGGUGGAAAAACAUAUGAAGUUGGUGCACGUCCAGAAAUUAUGGGACCUCCAGGAUUUCCGACACGUCCAGGAGACCCAGAUCCAAUGUUCCCUCGUGCGGGUGAUUACAUGCGCCGUGCACAUGAUUUAUUUCUUGUAGCAGUUUGGCAUUACUAUACACAACUUCAAAUAUAUAAGUGGGUUGAUACGAAAGGUAAAGAAGUCAAACCUGAAAACGAUAAUAUAUUAGAGCGUGGCAAGAAUAAGAUUGGAAUCUAUGAUUAUUAUUAUGGAUUUCGUCCGAUUCAUAUGAAAGAAGAUUUUCCUCCAGCCAAAGCUUCCUCGUCCAGACGGUUUCCAGUUGCCACCCCGUCGAAAUAAGGAAGAUCGACUGUUCACGUCAUUGCUCAACAUAAUAUGAGGUGUGAUGUUGCACACAACUAUUGACGUAAAAUAAAAAC
Messenger RNA from Belonocnema kinseyi, 1003 nucleotides. RefSeq lists its product as uncharacterized. The record is from RefSeq and is a predicted model, not a curated record. NCBI's taxonomy places the organism in Eukaryota, Metazoa, Arthropoda, Insecta, Hymenoptera, Cynipidae. The transcript is spliced from 8 exons. The coding region runs from base 207 to 923 and encodes 238 amino acids.